AUGGCCGAUGUUUCCUCCACAGAAUUAAAAGCUGCUUACGACGAAGUCUUAGCUGAUUCAAAUGAUACCAACUGGUGUUUAUUCAAAUACGAAGGUAAAAACAAAAUCGUCUUAUCCGGUAAAGGUAGCGGUGGUUUUGCUGAAUUAGCCCAAGAAAUCAACCAACCAUCUGAACGUUUAUAUGCAUACUUAAGAGUUGUAUCUGGUGAUGAUGAAUCAAAACGUUCAAAAUUCGUUUUCAUCUCAUGGUGUGGUGAAGAAGUUGGUCCCCUUGCCAAAGCUAAUGUCUCUGUCCACAAAGCUUCAGUCAAACAAGUCAUCAAAAACAUUGGUGUUGAAGUCCAUUACACCGUCGCUGAUGAUCUCAAUGAAGAAGAAUUAAUGACCAAAGUUCGUAAAUCAAGUGGUGCUGAUUACUCUGGUAACAAAUCAACCAACUAA
This is a messenger RNA of Dictyostelium discoideum AX4, 441 nucleotides long. It is a transcript of the gene coaA, whose product is annotated as actin binding protein. The coding region runs from base 1 to 441 and encodes 146 amino acids. Gene Ontology annotation, molecular function: actin binding. The record is from RefSeq and is a predicted model, not a curated record. Lineage: Eukaryota; Evosea; Eumycetozoa; Dictyosteliales; Dictyosteliaceae. The transcript is spliced from 2 exons. Gene Ontology annotation, cellular component: cytoskeleton. Gene Ontology annotation, biological process: regulation of actin filament polymerization.